AUGGUCAUAACAAACAACAAAGAUACUUUGACUUCAACACCUGUGACUGCCGCCACCUCCACCUCCAACAACACGAUGUUGAAACUUUCGCUUGCUGACCUGGGUGACUCCAACAAGGAGAAUGACUUUAACCAGAACAACAUCAUAUCACUUUCCUCCACCCAUCCACCAAUCGGCAAGUUGUCUCCGCCAUUGACCACCACAAUAAUGGCACCAGUCCAGAGGAUGUCGCCACGCAAUCACCACCAACAUCAACACCAACAUCACCAACAACAACAACAAUAUCACGGCUAUCCGACUGGCUCUACAUUGUUCAAUCAACAACAUCAACAUCAUCAACAACAACAACCACAGAUAAUAAUACCAUCCAGUACCAAUCCAUUCAGCAACUCGAUAACCUACACCGCCAAGCCAACCGAUUCGUCUUCAACUUCCACAUCCACACAUCUAAAGCCACUCAAACCUAACAGUAUCUUGAGCCAGUCAAUGCCAUCGUUGACCUUUGCCUUCCAACAACAUCAACAUCAACAACAACAACACUCGACACCCAACACAACACCCCGCAUGUUUGGAAUGAUCACCGAGGAGUGUGGCGCAGAGUCGGCGUCGCAACCAACACCCAUCAAGAGUCCAGGCGCAGAUGCUGCAGCUGGCGGAGUCGAAGCCGAGUGCGACAUUGAUGGCAAGCCAUUGAAGAAGCAUCGCAACUCACAGAACAUCUACCUGUCGCAGUUCACCAAUCUCUCGAUCAAUCAGGGUACCAACUCGCCACUGUCACGAUCGGUGUCCGACUUGCCCAAGAUGGAUCUGAGCGACUCGGACCUGCUGCCACGCUCCGUCUCCUGUCAUGGCGGCGAGAUGUUUAGACGCGACAGCAAGCAGCUCAACUUUGAUCGUCGCUCAUAUAGCGGAGCCAAGCACUCACCUGCCAGUGGCGUCAUGUUCCAGAACUCUAUCUCGUCACCGCCCUCGCCGCACAUGGGUGCCAACAGGCUGUCGCCCACGCCGGGAGUUGAGCCGUUCUCAUUGAGUGCGCCCAACUCCUUCCUCUUGACCUCGUAUCCACGCAGCCCGGAGCCCUCUCCAGCCACCGUUCUGUUCAAUACGAGCGAGGACCAAGGUACACCGGUCAAGUUUGUGCAGGCGCCCAACUUCCUCCAUCUUGAGUCGGACCAGGCAUCGCCACCAGCCUCCUCUCCUCCACCAUCAACGCCCAACAUCCACAUUGUUGAGGCCAACAAUAACGUGGAGGCUUCACCCUACAAGACACCAUCCAAGGUGAACAUGUUGUCCAAGUCCACUGGCAGCUCGUCAAAAUCGUUCUCUGGCUAUGUGCCGCGACCCGAUGCAGAGGCCUCGCAGAACCAGCAGAACAUCUUGCACUCAUUGAAGAGCUACAACAGCUCAGGCAUCAACAAGAUGAAGAAGAGGACGAGAUAUGACCAACGAUCAUUGGCAGGCGACACUCUCGAGGGUGGCAGCAACAGUGGCGGUUACUUUGAUGGUAGCUGCAACAACAAUGAGGACAAUGUCAACAAGACUACAUCGACCACUUCGACGACCAGCACCACGACCACAAGUCAGUGGAUCAAGGCGUCGCCAAAGUCAAAGCCACUACCAUUUGACAACAACAGCACCAACAACUUGAGCGACGACUGUCUCAAUGGUGCAGACACUGGCUGCCUUCUCGACCAAGAUGACUACAAGUUGAAGUUGCCAAUUUGCAAUGGAAAGCCAGGUUAUAACAAUAUUUUACCAGAGACUUUAUCAGAGUUGAUGGACGAUGUAAAUAAACACAUAACUGUGAUCGACUGCCGAUAUGCCUACGAAUACAAUGGUGGACAUAUUAACAACGCCAUUAAUAUUCCACCCAGCGCUUCCGAGUCGGCCCUCAGGAAGUACUUCUUCCCGCCAAAGGAGCAUCAGAAGAAGAUGAUCAUCAUCUUCCACUGUGAAUUCUCCUCAAAGAGAGCACCCGAUUGCUACACCAAGUUCAGAGACUUGGACAGGACCUUUAAUGAAUAUCCCAAUGUUCACUAUCCAGAGACCUACCUGCUUUCUGGAGGCUACAAACGAUUCUUUGAAUGCUUCCCACAAAAAUGUUUCUUGGAGGCAUAUAUUAAGAUGGAUGAUCCCAAGUUUGCUGCAGAGAAGAAGAAGGAAGAGGAGAAAAAGAAGAAGGAGGAGGAGAUCAAGAAGAGAUUGGGCCGAUCCAAGUCUGUCUUGUUUUGA
Acytostelium subglobosum LB1 is the source of this 2232-nucleotide messenger RNA. RefSeq lists its product as hypothetical. Gene Ontology annotation, biological process: positive regulation of G2/M transition of mitotic cell cycle; positive regulation of G2/MI transition of meiotic cell cycle; G2/M transition of mitotic cell cycle. The coding region runs from base 1 to 2232 and encodes 743 amino acids. The transcript is spliced from 4 exons. NCBI's taxonomy places the organism in Eukaryota, Evosea, Eumycetozoa, Acytosteliales, Acytosteliaceae. Gene Ontology annotation, cellular component: nucleus; cytoplasm. The record is from RefSeq and is a predicted model, not a curated record. Gene Ontology annotation, molecular function: protein tyrosine phosphatase activity.